Durotheca rogersii is the source of this 1305-nucleotide messenger RNA. RefSeq names its product guanine nucleotide-binding protein subunit alpha. The transcript has 4 exons. NCBI's taxonomy places the organism in Eukaryota, Fungi, Ascomycota, Sordariomycetes, Xylariales, Xylariaceae. The coding region runs from base 162 to 1223 and encodes 353 amino acids. The record is from RefSeq and is a predicted model, not a curated record. Gene Ontology annotation, biological process: G protein-coupled receptor signaling pathway. Gene Ontology annotation, molecular function: GTPase activity; G protein-coupled receptor binding; GTP binding. Gene Ontology annotation, cellular component: heterotrimeric G-protein complex.
UCAUUUUGUCAGCACGGGAAUCGUCGAGGCCGUUCUUACUAACAGUCCCUCGUGUCAGUAUAAUCAUCAACGCUUGAGCGUCAGUGCCCUCGCGACAUACGCCAGUACCCCCACUAUAUCGUUAAUUUACACAAUCACUCGGGCGCAUCAAAUCCGGCAAGAUGGGUUGUGGUAUGAGCACGGAGGAGAAGGAGGGCAAGGCUCGCAACGAGGAGAUCGAGAAUCAGCUGAAGCGAGAUAAGAUGAUGCAGCGCAACGAGAUCAAGAUGCUUCUUCUGGGUGCUGGUGAAUCCGGGAAGUCGACCAUCUUGAAACAAAUGAAGCUUAUCCACGAGGGCGGCUACUCACGCGAUGAGCGAGAAUCCUUCAAGGAAAUCAUCUUCAGCAAUACCGUGCAGUCGAUGCGCGUCAUUCUCGAGGCCAUGGAGUCCCUCGAAUUACCAUUGGAGGACCAACGCAUGGAGUACCACGUUCAGACCAUCUUCAUGCAACCCGCCCAAAUCGAGGGCGACGUCUUGCCGCCCGAGGUCGGCAAUGCGAUCGAGGCUCUGUGGAAAGACCGAGGUGUUCAGGAGUGUUUCAAGCGAUCGCGCGAGUACCAACUGAACGACUCAGCGAGAUACUACUUCGAUAACAUUGUACGCAUCGCCGCCCCCGACUACAUGCCCAACGACCAGGAUGUUCUCCGAUCUCGUGUUAAGACAACCGGUAUUACUGAGACGACCUUCAUUAUCGGUGACUUGACGUACAGGAUGUUCGAUGUCGGUGGUCAGCGAUCGGAGAGAAAGAAGUGGAUCCACUGCUUCGAAAAUGUCACCACGAUUCUCUUCCUUGUUGCCAUUUCCGAGUACGAUCAGUUGCUCUUCGAGGACGAGACAGUCAAUCGCAUGCAAGAAGCUUUAACGCUGUUCGACUCGAUCUGCAACUCGAGGUGGUUCAUCAAGACGUCCAUCAUCCUAUUCCUAAACAAGAUCGACAGAUUCAAGGAGAAGCUGCCCGUCAGCCCGAUGAAGAACUACUUCCCCGACUACGAAGGCGGCGACGACUACUCGGCGGCUUGCGAUUAUAUCCUCAAUCGGUUUGUAAGCUUGAAUCAGCACGAGACGAAGCAGAUCUAUACACACUUCACCUGCGCCACGGAUACGACACAAAUUCGCUUCGUCAUGGCCGCAGUCAACGAUAUCAUCAUCCAAGAAAAUCUGCGUCUGUGCGGUCUGAUUUAGUUGUCGAAAUCGCGAGGGUCACCGGAGCAGUCCACGAUAGAAAAGCAACCCACAAAAAAUACCCCUUCCCCAGCAAACCAUC